AUGUUGGCAAUACUUUCCUUAUAAUUUUAUGUAUUCAAUUUUGGUAUACUUUAUAUCCACGUGUUCUUGCAUCUCCAUAACCUUAAUAAAACUGAUUUGUGUUUGAAUUAUAAAAAAUGAAAUCUAAUUUUGAUUUGAUAAAAACUAUUGAAGAUGAUGAAGAAGUGCCUAAUUAUUCCGAACAAUCAGACGAGGAAGACAAUUUUCAGCCACGUAAGCAAAAAAGGCAAGAAAAAAAAGAUUUUGAUAUUGAUUUUCAAUUUGUAAAUGAUGCUUCCGAAUACAAUCAAGAUACGUGGAAUGAUUUAAGUAAAUACAUUAAAAGAAAAGUGAAGACUAAAUUGGAUGACAAAAUUAAAAGUAUUAGAAAGCAGAAGGAAAAGGAGAAUAAAGAUGUCGAUGACGACAACGAGAACAAAUCAGAAAUUUCUCAAGAAGAUGAUGAGUUUUCCUUAUCAGAGGAUGAACUCAAAAAAGAUGCAUUUAAAACAAAGGGAAAAAAAGGAAAAAGAAAAAAAAGUACUAAAGAACAGAAUGAAGAAACAAUUAAUUUUGAAGAAUUUACAAACGUCGAAUCAUAUGUUUCUUUCCAACAAAUGAAUUUAUCAAGACCGUUAUUAAAGGCAAUAACGACAAUGAAAUUUGUUCAUCCAACACCUAUUCAAGCGGCUACUAUACCAGUCGCUUUAAUGGGACGUGAUAUAUGUGGUUGUGCAGCGACUGGUACUGGCAAAACUGCAGCUUAUAUACUUCCUGUUGUGGAAAGAUUAUUGUACAGACCAAUAAAUGGUCCUGCUAUUUCACGAGUUCUGAUACUUGUACCAACGAGAGAACUUGGGGUACAAGUAUAUCAAGUUACUAAACAGUUAACGCAAUUUACUACGAUUGAAGUAGGAUUAUCUGUGGGUGGAUUAGAUGUUAAAAUUCAAGAAACUGUAUUACGCAAGAAUCCAGAUAUUGUAAUUGCAACUCCAGGAAGAUUGAUUGAUCAUUUAACGAACACACCAACUUUUUCUUUGGAUAGCAUAGAAGUACUUAUUUUAGAUGAAGCAGAUAGAAUGUUGGAUGAAUAUUUUGCUGAGCAAAUGAAGCAUAUUAUAAAACAGUGUUCAAGGAGCAGACAAACUAUUUUGUUUUCAGCCACUAUGACAGAUGAAGUUAAAGAUCUAGCUGCUAUGUCAUUAGAUAAACCAGUAAAAGUAUUUGUGGACAGUAAUCAAGAAGUUGCAUUUAAUUUACGUCAGGAAUUUAUUAGAAUACGUAAAGAAAGAGAAGGUGAUCGCGAAGCAGUAUUAGCAGCUUUAAUUUGUAGAACAUUCCACGAUCACGCUAUGGUUUUUGUACAAACUAAAAAACAAGCUCAUCAGUUGCACAUUUUAUUAGGAUUAUUAGGUAUAAAGGUUGGAGAACUUCAUGGCAAUCUUACGCAACCUCAACGAUUAGAAAAUCUUCGUAAAUUCAAAGAUGAAGAAAUAGAUAUUCUCUUAGCAACUGAUGUCGCAGCUAGAGGAUUAGAUAUCAGUGGUGUAAAAACUGUAAUUAAUUUUGUAAUGCCUGCUACCAUGCAACAUUACAUCCAUAGAGUCGGAAGAACAGCCAGAGCUGGUCGUUGUGGGGUAUCGGUAUCAUUGGCUGGCGAACAAGAACGUAAUUUAGUGAAAGAAAUAAUCAAACAAGCUAAAAAUCCUGUAAAAAAUAGAAUAAUACCACCGGAAAUAAUAGACAAAUAUAAUAAAAAAUUACAAGCCUUAGAACCAGACAUAGAAAAUAUAUUACAAGAAGAAAAAAAUGAAAGAGAACUUGCUAAAAUAGAAAAUCAAGCAAACCGAGCUGAAAAAAUACUCAAAGGUUCAGACGAUAAGAAUCGUAGAAAUUGGUUCCAAAGUUCUAAGGAAAGGAAAACUGAGAAAGAAAAAUUAUUAUUAACAACGAAACAACCACGUAAGAAAAAAGAUAAGGAGGAAAAGGACUUUUCUAAAGUGAUAGAAGAAAAAAAGAAGAAUGCGAAAAAGGAACAAUAUAAGGAAACAGCCGAAGAUAGAGCAAAGAGAGAAUUGGAAAAAAUAGCAGCAUAUCAAGCAAGAGUAGCUAAACAAAAGUUUAAAGCGAAGAAGAUUAGAACGGUUAUAGAUACAGAUGCAUAUACUAGGAACAAUAAAGGAUCCAGAAAACGAUCAAGAUCUUCAUUUGCUAAUGAUUUGACAAAUACUAGCAGUAAAAAUGUCAAGAAAAUGCGUUACGAAGCAAAUAAGAAACAAAAUUCUACAAAAAAUAAACGAAAAUCUAAUUAUCGUGGUGGAAAAAGUCUAAAUAAGAGAUCAAGGUAACGUUAAAAAAUAUAAAUAAUUAAUUUGUAAUGAAACAAAAUAAAUUUUAAUAAAAUUCUAUGAAACGCGUUAAAUAUAAUUCGGUUUUAAUUAUAA
Polistes canadensis is the source of this 2423-nucleotide messenger RNA. RefSeq names its product probable ATP-dependent RNA helicase DDX27 (gene Rs1). The coding region runs from base 117 to 2327 and encodes 736 amino acids. The record is from RefSeq and is a predicted model, not a curated record. Gene Ontology annotation, molecular function: nucleic acid binding; RNA helicase activity; ATP binding. Lineage: Eukaryota; Metazoa; Arthropoda; Insecta; Hymenoptera; Vespidae. The transcript is spliced from 11 exons.